AUGGAGCAGUUGCUCUUCGAGGCGGACCUAGGACACACUCGUGAGCUUGGAACACGCCUUCUGGAUCAACCGAGCCGCAGGCAAGACCUUGAUCUGUGGCUGUUCAUUCUCGACAUUAAUCGUCAGCGACGCGGUCUUGAAGGCGUCAAGGCGACAUGGAGAGGUAUGAGGUACCGUGGCAAGAGUCUACGGUUGGACGCAGACAAUGCAAAUGCUCGAGAUCUGAUCGAUGCCUUCAUCUUUACUGGCAUUACAGAGGACCUUGAAUUCCUCAAGGAUGUGUGCAGACUCUGUAUUCAUCGACGCUACCUACCAACCGAGUUAUUCGUCGGCGUAGUAGGAGGCUUGUUGCGGUACAGACCGGAAGAAGCUCCAAGCUUUGCAUUUCAAAUCCGUGAGAAAUGCUACCAAGGGAAGGACGAUCUAUUACGGACGUUUCACAUCGCCUGCGAGUCUGAAUCUGCCGAGGCCCUCAGAUACUUUCGCGGGGUGCGAGACCUCCUGCCGGACACUAAGAUCUACCACGACACGGUCCCUCAUCUUUGGCAGCAAAACAAACCACAAGAAGCUUUCGAGUGGCACCGAUAUCUACUAGCCAAGCGGGACCAACCGAAGACUUUCGACAUACUCCUACCCUUUAUCGGCUAUCUCGCGCAUACAGGUCAAGAGCUCGAGCCGUUCCUGCAUGGUCUGCAAGCUGCAGGUGUAGAAUUUACCAGCCAGGCCCGGCGCGUCUACUGGCGCGAAAGGCAACGAGCUGUACAAGACCACCCCCAUGCCAACGAUUUAAAUUCCCUCAAAGUCUCUGUCGAUUCGCAGCGCAAGCUAAAGGACGAAACAAUUGCCCGCGCCCUCGCCACCUCCUCGUUUUCUUUCGACUUCAUUGUCAACGGAAUCAUCUUCUUGGGCGCCGUCGAAUUCGGUCCCCUUUCUGUCAGGCAGCUUGUCCUCUCCUCACCAGACCUCGCCACCCUGGAAGCACGUUUUGGACGCCUUCGCGAGCUCGAAGUCGACACUGGCUCCUCUGUCUUCGUGAACGUUAUCCGCCGCCUACGAUCCUCGCGCAACUUCGAUCUCAUACGACUCAUGGCCGACUCUGAUAUGCACCACGAUGAGUUCUCGGACCUUGAUCUACAACGCCGCCUUCUCACCACAUAUCAAGCUCGAGGCUCCCUCCCAGACAUAACACGCACCCUUACGAUCCUUAACGGCGGAGAUACUGAUUCAAUUGCUCAAGAGCGAUCUACCAAUUUCCUCCUCCGCAGCGCUAUCAUCCGCCACGAUUGGCGCCUCGUCCUCUCCAUAGUGGACUCACUCCAUCGUACAGGCCACCGCAUCACACUCACUGUCCUAAACCAGCUCAUCGUCACCCUUCUACCGCGCCGUCACGCCAAAGUCCAAUCCAUCCCCACGCCUGACUUCGACACCCUCUCCUACCUCCUCGCCCUCCUCCUCCGCCUCCUCCCCACGACCACCACCAUCUCCCCCUCCCAUUUUCUCCGACCACUCAUCGCACUCGCCUCCCACCACCGCAUCUCCGAGCUCCACUCCCUCUGCACAUUCCUCGCCCACCACUUCAAAUCCUCCAACCGCACGCCAGGCACGGACGCUGACCUAGGCAAGCUCUUUACCUCCCCUUUCCAACGCGCCCUCAUCUCUUGGGACUUCAAGUGCCGCAAGUGGCGCGAUGAACUGUUCUCCAAAACGCCCUCUUCGGUGGCAUCAUCAUCAUCAUCACCCACAUCCCCUCCACCGAAACCCUGGCUCGCCGGCGCGAAGCUCCUACGCCAGUUGCGCGAUGAGUAUGGCGUCAAAGUCGACCUGGCCGACGUGCAGGAAGAGUACCUGUUUCGACUGCGGCAGAUGAGUCGUGCCGAGGGCCGCUGGAAGUUGGUGAGCAAUCGGCAGAGUGCGGCCAUGCGAGGCUAUGGCGUGAGGGAGAUGGUGGAAGGGUGGGCGGCCGUGUGGGACUUGCUGGACGGCGGCGAUAGCGGCGGAGACAUGCCGGACGCGAACGAGCUUACGAGAAAGGUGCGCAAACGAAGAGAAACGCUGGUAGCGAGGCUGGCGAGGGGUUUUGACAGAUUGCGGGGGCCGACUGAAGAUCGGCGUGUUGGGAACGAGAGGCUGCGGAAGAAGAAAAACAGCAGAUACUUGACUGGCCCGCCGCUGAGGAGCGGAUGA
Cyphellophora europaea CBS 101466 is the source of this 2184-nucleotide messenger RNA. RefSeq lists its product as uncharacterized. The record is from RefSeq and is a predicted model, not a curated record. The coding region runs from base 1 to 2184 and encodes 727 amino acids. The transcript has a single exon. NCBI's taxonomy places the organism in Eukaryota, Fungi, Ascomycota, Eurotiomycetes, Chaetothyriales, Cyphellophoraceae.